CCAAGGCCAGCCAAGACACCCCCUGGAAUCACACUGAGCUCACCACAUCCCCAAGGCGGCUGAACCUUCCGCACCAACCCAGGUUAAACACCAGAGGCCCCAUGGAGUUUCCUGGCCUGGGGGCCCUGGGGCCCUCAGAGCCCCUGCCUCAGUUUAUGGAUCCUGCCCUGGUGUCCCCAUCACCAGAGUCAGGGGUCUUCUUCCCCUCUGGGCCUGAGGGCUUAGAUGCAGCAGCCUCGUCUACUGCCACGAGCACGGCCAGUGCAGCAGCUGCUGCACUGGCUUACUACAGGGAUGCUGAGGCCUACAGACACUCUCCAGUCUUUCAGGUGUACCCAUUGCUCAACUGUAUGGAGGGCAUCCCAGGGGGCUCACCAUAUGCUGGCUGGGCCUAUGGCAAGGCAGGGCUCUACCCUGCCUCAACUGUGUGCCCUACCCGCGAGGCCUCACCUCCCCAGGCCCCAGAAGAUCCAGACGGAAAAGGCAGCACCAGCUUCCUGGAAACCUUGAAGACAGAGCGGCUAAGUCCAGACCUCUUGACCCUGGGUCCUGCACUGCCUUCAUCACUCCCCGUCCCCAGCAGUGCUUAUGGGAGUCCUGACUUUUCCAGUACUUUCUUUUCUCCCACUGGGAGCCCCCUCAAUUCAGCAGCCUAUUCCUCCCCCAAGCUUCAUGGAACCCUGCCCCUGCCUCCCUAUGAGGCCAGGGAGUGUGUGAACUGUGGAGCAACAGCCACUCCACUGUGGCGGAAGGACAGGACAGGCCACUACCUAUGCAAUGCUUGUGGCCUCUAUCACAAGAUGAAUGGGCAGAACAGGCCCCUCAUUCGGCCUAAGAAGCGCCUGAUUGUCAGCAAACGGGCAGGUACUCAGUGCACCAACUGCCAGACAACCACCACAACACUGUGGCGGAGAAAUGCCAGUGGAGAUCCUGUGUGCAAUGCCUGCGGCCUCUACUACAAGCUACACCAGGUGAACCGACCACUGACCAUGCGGAAGGAUGGUAUUCAAACUCGAAACCGCAAGGCAUCUGGAAAAGGGAAAAAAAAACGGGGGUCGAGUCUGGGAGGUACAGGAGCAGCCGAAGGACCAGCUGGCAGCUUCAUGGUGGUGGCUGGGGGCAGCAGUAGUGGGAAUUGUGAAGAGGUGGCCUCAGGCUUGACACUGGGCCCCCCAGGUACUGCCCAUCUAUACCAGGGCCUAGGCCCCGUGGUGUUGUCAGGGCCUGUUAGCCACCUCAUGCCUUUCCCUGGGUCCCUGCUGGGCUCACCCACAGGCUCCUUCCCCACAGGCCCUGUGCCUCCUACCACCAGCACUACUGUGGUAGCUCCACUCAGCUCAUGAGGGCACAUCACAUAGCCUCAAGCACUGCUCCUCUUAUAGCCAGCAGUGUGUGCAAUCCCACUCCCCGGGCUCCAGACACCCCCCGGCCUGGACCUUCAAAGCUUUUGUAAAGUAAAAUCACCAAAGUCCUGA
Galeopterus variegatus (Sunda flying lemur) is the source of this 1475-nucleotide messenger RNA. It is a transcript of the gene GATA1, whose product is annotated as GATA binding protein 1 (globin transcription factor 1). Bases 102 to 1343 code for a protein of 413 amino acids. Gene Ontology annotation, molecular function: zinc ion binding; RNA polymerase II cis-regulatory region sequence-specific DNA binding; DNA-binding transcription factor activity, RNA polymerase II-specific. The transcript has 6 exons. Lineage: Eukaryota; Metazoa; Chordata; Mammalia; Dermoptera; Cynocephalidae. The record is from RefSeq and is a predicted model, not a curated record. Gene Ontology annotation, biological process: negative regulation of transcription by RNA polymerase II; cell fate commitment; positive regulation of transcription by RNA polymerase II.